Orbicella faveolata is the source of this 4970-nucleotide messenger RNA. RefSeq names its product glycine receptor subunit alphaZ1-like. The record is from RefSeq and is a predicted model, not a curated record. Gene Ontology annotation, biological process: monoatomic ion transmembrane transport. Lineage: Eukaryota; Metazoa; Cnidaria; Anthozoa; Scleractinia; Merulinidae. Gene Ontology annotation, cellular component: membrane. Gene Ontology annotation, molecular function: extracellular ligand-gated monoatomic ion channel activity; transmembrane signaling receptor activity.
GGAAGCCACAUUAGCCUUAUAUGCAGGUCCUCCAUCCUGGGACUGUUGGAUUUUGUGGAGAGAGGAAAACCUGAGAACCCAGAGAAAAACCCUUGGAGCAAGGCGAGAACCAACAACAAACUCAACCCACAUAUGGCAUCGGGCAAGAAUAGCGAGCCCGGGACACAUUGGUGGGAGGCGAGCGCUCUCAUCACGGCGCCAUCCAUGCUCGCCCUUAUUGUUCUAUUAGCAUUUGCGACAUUCAUAACUUAUGUGUACUUUUUCAUUGACUCAUCAGUGAUCUUCAUAAGAAGGAUAUAAUUUAACUUUGUACAGCUCUAAGCUAGUCAGUUAAGUACUUUUAUAGUGUGGUAGCACCUGCCGGCCUGUUGUUUAUAUCUGAUGGCCUCCAGCUGCCAUUUAAUUUUCCAACAAAUUGCUUCAGAUUUCGUCGCGCAAGAGACAGAGAAAGUCUUGACCUCGACGUAUUUUUGCACGAGUGCAAAUCAACUAUUCGCUGUUAUAACGAUUAUUGUUUUCAAAUAACUAUUCCCAGACUGAGGGAAUAAGGUUUUCAACGUACCAAUACUGGAAGCUUAUGAUGAGUCGCUUCCAUCCCUGCACUUGGGGGUUGGCGGUUUUCUGUUAUUAAUAAAUUAUCAGUUCGUUUUUCAUUAACUCUUUGCAAAAACCUGCAUUUUCUCCUUUCCUGAGCUUAUGUCGGGUUUAGUGUCGUGGAAAGAGGAUUUAACAGAGAGCUUUCGUGUUUUCGCAUUUGGAAAUUUCCAAACGAGUUAAUGAGUGGAUAAAACCAUAUAACGAGAGGUAUAUAAUAAACAGAACUGCUUACAACCCGCUGUAGGCAGUAAUAUCUAUAUCUGCGCCGGUGAACCGUUUAGACGUCACAAGCUGGACCCCUGCUUUUAACUCCUAGACGUCAAGGUGAUAAUUUUAAAAAUGUCGUUAGUUCAAGAAUACGGGGGGAGAUGUGUUGUAGUAGUAAGGGAAACUUGCACAUUUUGAAUUUUUGUCCAGAGAGGUUGUGUACGGUAAAGCUGAUCGGAUAUAUCGCUACGACAGAAGCGUCAGGAGCUCGCUAAAGUCCUCAGGUAUAACAACAACAUUCUGUUAUUUAUUAAAACGACUUAAGUUGAAAGAGUUUUUCUAUGGGCGCUUGGAACAAUGCCAUAGCGGUUUCUGCUUUUAUACAUGUGUAUUCUAUUUUAAAAUGCUCUGUCUUUGUUUUUAGUCAAACGUGGUUGUCAUUUUGAAGUACGUUGCUGGAGAAUGCAUUUAAUCUCCAAAAGGUAUUUUGAUAAUGGAGGAAAAUUCCCUGCUGGCAUGGCUUUGAGGUUUUUGUACUUGGCUAGUUUCCUGAAAAUUGCUAACGGAGGAUGCAAUGAAGCCUGCAAUAGAAGCGUUGAUGAUUUACUUGUCUGGAUUAAAAAUGGCUACGACGGUUCCGUGAGACCAAAUUCGACUGGGGGCCCAGUUGUGGUUGAUGUGGAGACGUAUGUAUCAAGUGUAAGCUCCAUCAAUGAAAAGGAUAUGGAAUUCUCGCUAGACAUGUUCUUCCGACAGCGUUGGAAGGACACGCGCCUUGUGUACAGGCCACUUCCGGGAAAAGAAGCGGACCAGAGAGUGAUCCUCAGUCCGGCACUCAGGAAGCAUGUCUGGCAGCCUGAUGUUUACUUCCGGAACAGCAAGGAAGCGCGUUUUCACAUGGUACCAACUCAAAAUGUUCUGUUCGGUAUCAGCCCUGACGGAAGCAUUCUACUGAGCGCAAGAAUCACCACCGUGCUUGCCUGUCAGAUGAAUUUUCGUGAAUUUCCUAUGGAUCAACAGACCUGCCAUUUCUAUGUUGGUUGCUAUUCCCAGACGGAGGAUAACGUGAUCGUAAGAUGGAGGAAUGGUAAUGGAGUGAUUGUGCCCAAAGACAUGGAGAUUCCUCAGUAUGACUUAAGUUCAGUGGUCAGCAAAGAUAAGAGAGGAGUCUACAACACAGGUGUUUUCUCCGAGCCUGAGGCUACAUUUAUCUUUAAAAGACGCCUGAUGUUCUACGUGUAUGGGUUUUACCUUCCUAUCACUCUAGUCGUUCUCCUCAGCUGGAUCUCAUUUUGGAUUGACCCGGAAUCCACCCCUGCCCGCGUCUCCCUUGGAGUCAUAACUAUUCUAGCCAUGGGGAACUUCCUCCACGGCGGCGGCGCCACUCCAAAUGUGUCGUAUGCUACAGCUCUUGAUGUGUACGUUAUCACGUGUUUUGUGUUCGUAUUUGCCAGCUUGAUGGAGUAUGCUGCGGUGCACUGUGCUCUAAUGAAAUAUCAGGAAUCAAACAUGAAUGAGCCUUGUACUUUGGUUAAAGUCGCCGAGUCACUGAAAUCCGAGGGCGCCACGGAAGGCAUGGAGAAUGAAAGCGUUUCAAGUUCGAGUACUGUUCGUCUCGCUGUGACGACAAACAACAAUGAAGAGGACAGAUCUAGAUCCUCGUUAAGUCGAAAGUCUUUCACCCAAGAGGCCAAGAUGUACUACUUCCAGUUCAACUCCCAUUCACUGGAAAGUUAUUCAAGAGUUGCAUUUCCUCUUCUCUUCGCAAUAUUUAACCUCAUUUACUGGUUGAGAUAUUGUGGACAAGGAGACAAAAACCAUGGUAUCUGCUAAUAGUCGUAGAUGCCAAUUAGAAAUUUACUUAGAACUCAAGCCAGCGCUGAAUGCAAUAUUGGGAGUUCCAGCUGGCUUUUCUGUUUGCAUUGAGUUUUUUUUUUCAAAGAAAUACAUGUAAAACCCUGUCGAAACUAGAACUGUUUUGCGAUCAAACACGAUCAAACAUUGUUUGGUGACAAACAUAUUGAUGUUGUACUGUGUGACCAAACGGCAUCAAACAUGUUCAAACGGACAAAAUGUUUACAGUGUUUGAUCGAAUGUUUGACUUCGUUCAAAUUUCAUCAAAGACGAUCCAACACGAUCAAACAAGGUGUCUAAACGGGAAAAUGUUUGGUCACCAAACAAUGGUUGAUCGUGUUUGAUCGCCAAACAUUUCCCGUUUGGACAGGGCUUUAUAAAUGUAAAAAAAAAAAACCAACCAGGCUUGCAUAAAUGGACGGGUCCAUUCAAGAUGUUCUCACAGUAAAUAACGUUAAGAGACUCCAAGCCCUGAAUUCACGCAUCUUUGGCAUAAAGGGCUCCUAUUCAUACCAAACUUGUUUCAAGAUUUCUUUCAAAACGCCAGUAAAAUACACGGAUACGAUACUAGAUAUGCAUCUUGGCAAAAUUUAUACAUAUCAGAAGUACGUACCAAUCUGGAAAACAAACAAUAGCUUACACAGCGACUAUUCUCUGGAACCAGCAUUCUACUCACCUUAAAGAUCUCAAUGUCUUCAACUUCUUGAAACAUUGAACUGAACCUUUAUUUACUGUCAGAACAACAUUUUGAAAACAUGUAAUAUAUUCUCUUUUCUGUUAUACUAUGAACACAUCUCUGUAUGUUCUGUAUGCUCUGAAUAGCUAUAGAACCAUUUACAAAAAUAGGUACGCAGUGCGUACAUGAUCGGACAUGCAAUACAUGCAUGUUACCUCAUUAACAGUAAUACGUUUCUUUGUAGUGAUCCUUCAUCAUUUAUUUGAAACAUGAACAACGCAUAUAUAGACAUAAAACCAACUACUAAAACGGAUUUAUUUAGAGACAAUGAGUCUUUAAAGAACAAGUAAAGACCGUUUAUUACAAGCUUGCUUAGAUGACAACUCAGAUGGUACAAAUAUGGAAUGAUUUCUACGACUCUGGUCAUUGUGUACUGUCUUGUGAAACCUUUUCUAGCCAAAUUAUACUUGUUUACACUGACAAGUCUGUUAUGCUGAAAAUGUGAAGUAGGUUAGGCCAGUAAGAUGCAUAUGUAGCCUCUUUUAUUCUGCUUGUCCUACAAGCAGAAUAAAAGAGGCUAUGAAUUAUAAUCAUUAUAAUUUAUUACCAAUUGUUUUAUAUCGAAUGAGCUUUGAUAUUCCCUGCCAAACUUUCACUGAAGUGCAAGCUAAAAUUAGAGUUAAAUACAGACACUUUCUAUGGUAACUCACAAAGAAGCAAAAACGAUUGCCGAGUGCACUUUGACAGCAAGUUGUAUAAAGAAUCCCCCUUGUGUAAGAUCUGGGCCAUACCAGCAGCGCUGGAAAUCAGUCUAUGGUUUUGAAAAACAAUGUAAAUUAGAGAGUUUGCUACACAGUGCUUCCUUGUGAGUAAGGGGCAGAAAUAGUUUAACUGACAUCAAAGUCAGUCACAAUUGGGGCUGGGUUUGUCUCAACGCAGUCAACUUGACACCGCUGCCAAGUCGAAUUCUUAAUUCAGCGAUAUAACCUUUACAGAAACGAUACAAAAAUAUCUGUGUAAGCCAGAGACGAUUCAUUUUCGUUAUUUCGAAAUGACGAAUCACACAUUUCAGUACUGCUAAAUAAAUCGAUAUGAGGUAAACAAAAGCAGCAUAGCACACCAGAAUGUUUCCUAGGAGCUUCCUCGAUACUCCCCGAAAGCUAAAUAAAUGCUAUGCAUGGCAGCAACAAGUCUGUACGUUUUGUGUUAUAGCUUUUGUGCCCAAAUUCAGUGCAGAAUGAUCAAGGUGCUCAGAACUAAUUCGAAGUUUCUCAAGGAAACUGAUCAACGUAAUUCUCGAUAAGGUAUUAUUUAGCAUGUGUUGCAGCCGGAUGCGUCACAAAAUCCCCGGUAUGGUCUAAACCGGCGGUUUAGGCCGUAUGCGACGCAGGCAAGGUAUUAUUUUACUCAGGUUUGUUCAAAAAUGCUCCAAGGUUAUUUCAAAGUCACACAAUCGUGCGAUCACGCUCGCGAUCGAAGUAAGGUGCUACUUGAGUAUCGAUCCUCGCUCUGAUGCAAUGUGUUUGCAUGUUGUAGUCAAAUUAAAAUGAAGAGAAAAUGCUCACGUUUUGUUCUCAAACAGCUAAGCCACACACAAGGAACUUGCUGGUGAACAGCCACGCAACACACAAAGAAC